CAUCAGAGCCCAAAAACUUGAGUACUUCAUCUGAAUCUCUAAUCAAAAUGGAUUCCACGCAGCUCAAACCCAAGACAGCUCACGUCAACCUCAUGGUCGACACGGUCAUUGCCAAUCUCCCUGAAGACGGCCUACGAAGCGUGAUGCGAAGUCUCCUAACCACAGAUCCCUCCAUCACCAGCAAAUUCGAAGCCCACGUGCGCGAAUACUUGCACAACAAAGCAGAUCAGCCAAUAAUUACAGAUCUCUUCAUCGUAGAUGACAAGCCCCUCAAUAUCAACUCUCGUGACCCACGCAAAGGAGAGCAUAAUCAAACCGAUCCAUCGCAAAAUGACCAGGAGAGGUGGGGUUCUUCAUAUGACACUGUAAAGUGUAAGCCGGGACCGGAGUUGUAUCGACUGCAGCAAUACAUCAGAUGCUCGAUCGGCUGUGGGAUGUGCUACCAGAGCAUUCCCUUUGCGCGGCGGAUCGUGGACGGAGUAUCAUCCAGCAUCGGGCCGUCGGUGUCGAGGAAUGUCGAUUUAGUACACUGUUUGGAAUCGUUUGAUGGCGAUAUGCUUCAGAUGGUUACUGCUAUCCAGAAGACGCUGCUUGGACCGAGUGGGAAGCGUGAGCUCGACGGGACAGAGAAGGUGCUUGUACAAGGACUGCUUGAUGCAUUGCAAAGGUGCAAGAUUGCUCUUGAGCAGGGCUUUCCGUUUGAGAGGAGUCUCGGAGCGGUUUCCGUUGCGCUUGGGCAGCGGGAUACUGGUUUCGGGUCUGGGCUCGAUGAGGUGAGAUCUGGCAAAGAUGCUUCUUCGGACACUUCGAAAGGCGUGAUGUUGAGCGAGACAUUUGAGUUGAAUGGCAUCGUACUCCCCCGUCUAUUCUCAGGGCUAUGGCAGCUAUCAAGCCCAGCAUGGGGAACUGCCCCGUUCGACGCCAUGAACACACAUUUCACACACUACAUUAGCAAAGGUCUUCUGGCAUGGGACAUGGCCGACCACUACGCCGACAGCGAGCUCAUAUUCGGCCGCCUCAGGAACGCACACGCAAAACGACAGUCCAUAUUCGGCGCUACAAAAUACUGCGUCUUCAACCACCCGGUCACCAUCACCGCCGAGGUUAUAUCCGCCGCCAUCACAGAGCGUUGCACGCGCCUCGACACCCGCACGCUCGACCUCCUCCAAUUCCACUGGCAGUCCUAUGCAGACCCACAGUACAUCAGCGUCCUACAAUUCCUCCACGCUAAUUCCCGCGUCGCGAUGCUUGGACUGUGCAACUUCGACACCCUCCAUCUCGAGCAAGUACUCUCGCACAACAUCCCAAUCGCGACUAAUCAAGUACAAUUCUCGCUCAUCGACGCCCGCCCAGAGCUCAAAAUGGGCGCUGUCUGCGCGAAAUAUAAUAUCAAACUUCUCACGUACGGCACGCUUUGCGGUGGCUUUCUGGCGGAUAAGUGGCUUGACAGGUCGGAGCCGGAGGCUUUUUCACAGGGUAUGACGCCCAGCCAGCGGAAGUAUCUUGAGAUGAUAAAGACGUGGGGCGACUGGGCACUCUUCCAGCGCCUUCUCCGUGAGCUGAAGAAUAUUGCGAUGAAGCGUGGCGUGAGUGUGGCGAAUGUGGCGACGAGGUGGGUGCUGGAUCAUGCGUAUGUGGGAGCCGUGAUUGUGGGAGCGAGGCUGGGUGUUAGUGAGCAUGUAGAGGAUAAUCUUGCGUCGUGUGGAUGGGAGCUUGAUGCAGAUGAUAGGGGGCGUAUCGAGAGCGUGCUGGAGUUGAGUCGGCGGAGGGAUAUGCUUGAGAUUAUGGGGGAUUGUGGUGCAGAGUAUCGUUAAGAAUUUACCGAUGGCUCUUUUUUCCUUCACUUUCUGAAGUAUGAGAACGGGUAUCAGAUAAGGUACUUGCGCCACCAGCUCUGCAUCGCCGACGGCGAUGACUCCCUCUCCUUCUUCUCGAUGUCGAUCUGAUGUAUCUCGGCGAGAUCUAUGGCUUCUAGAGUCACGAACCCAGAGCGCGUCCAUACUGCCGCCACAGCCCAAAGCACUUUCGAUCCCCAAUGAUUAGCUUUCGCAGUCACACAAUACAAGAGCAAGCAACUCACAUAUAAAGAUUGGAAGGUUAAUAUAAGUCGUCAGAAAGACCGACGUGCUCCACCUUCCAGGAAAGAAGAC
Molecule: messenger RNA, 2150 nt
Organism: Pseudovirgaria hyperparasitica
Lineage: Eukaryota; Fungi; Ascomycota; Dothideomycetes; Acrospermales; Acrospermaceae
Product: Aldo/keto reductase
Exons: 1
Coding region: 48-1814 (588 amino acids)
Source: RefSeq, a predicted model, not a curated record